Esox lucius (northern pike) is the source of this 1757-nucleotide messenger RNA. It is a transcript of the gene aven, whose product is annotated as apoptosis, caspase activation inhibitor. Gene Ontology annotation, biological process: negative regulation of G2/M transition of mitotic cell cycle. The coding region runs from base 50 to 1117 and encodes 355 amino acids. NCBI's taxonomy places the organism in Eukaryota, Metazoa, Chordata, Actinopteri, Esociformes, Esocidae. The transcript is spliced from 5 exons. The record is from RefSeq and is a predicted model, not a curated record.
UUUUUUUGUAUUGUGUUACACUCAAAUCGCUCCGUCAGUCAUUACAGGGAUGGAAGCAAGACCAAACAGGGGUCGUCAAACUAGCUGGAAAAGAGGUGGAGGUGGAAGUGACAGCGGUGCUUCGGGUGGGGAACACCGGGUCCGGGGAAGAGGUCGAUAUGGAACUGGAAGGGGUAAAAGAGACCAUUAUCGAGGCCGUGGCCGCGGAGGACCACCUUCAGCAUUUGAAAGGGGCCAGACUGAAGAGAGCAAGAUUGAGGUGGAGGAGGAUGAAGAGAAGGAGAUUUUCACCCGGAGGAAGUUGGAGUCUAAUUGGGACCGUUACGAGGAGUCUGAGAAGCAGGAGACUAACAGUGACAUGCCCACACAGAGAGGGACAGACUACUAUGUUCUCCUGGAAUCAGCAGGUGACUCCUUCACUCAAUUCCGUUUUUCUGAAGAGAAGGAGUGGGAGAUGGACCCAUUGGCAGCCAAUCAGAUGUCAGCAGUGCUUGUGGAUCUCCCAGCUCUGGCCGAGUCUCUCCAGGAGCUUCCACUGCACCGUCGGCUGAACCUGGAGGCAGAACUCAUCCAGGUACUGAUGUUUCUACAGAACGGUGGUGUGGCUUCGGUUAAUGCCACCGUUUCGUUGACACAUGCUGUUUUGGCUCAGGUGGUCAUCCCAGUGGAGCUGCCUUCCAUAACCAUGGCAUCAAAACACCACUCCGUGGUCAUGGGGAUGUCCAAGCCUUCCCUCCUAGACUGCCCUGCAGCUCGGAGAGGCCUCACCCCAAGCCUGGGCAUUUCCAAUGCUCCAAGUCCAGUUGUAGACACUGCUCUGAGCUCCGCCACAGCCGAGCCCCUGUUAGUGGACGAUGAGGAUGAGGAGUUGAACCAGCUGCUCAGUCUCCCGGCCUCUGGGUACCGACCUGGUGGUGUGGAGCAGCAGAUUACUGUCCUAGUUCCAGAUAAACCACCAGGGGAGACAUUGGAGAAGCUGGUUCCAGAACUGGAGGAGGAGGAGAAGCUGGAGACCAAGGCCAAAGAGGAGGUGGCCGAACCCCCCAAGACAAACACCGCAGCAAUGAAGGUUACAGAGGAGGAUCUGGAGGACUGGUUGGACAGCAUGAUCUCCUGAACUCAGAUCCUGGUAAAAGGACCUUAACACAUGUUGACAUGCAUGUUAUUGUAUUCCCAGUCCAGGCAGGCAGCUCAUCUGAAAGAGGUUUAGAAAGGACAAAGAUCAGCCUUUACUGGACUUACCAUGAUGUGCCGUCUUCAGACGGACAGUCACAAUAGUAGAAAUGAGUUUUUGCAAAUGCACGGUUGAGUUCCCACCCUCUCCAUACCAACAAUUCAGCUGUUCUCCAUCUCAAACAGUGGACUCUGGGUGACGGAUAAAGACAACAGGGCAGACGGGACUCUGGGUGACAGAUAAAGACAACAGGCAGAUGGGACCCUGGGUGAUGGGAUAAACACCAGGCAGUGGAGUUUUGUGGGCCGUCGCUGAUGUUUUCACUUUGAUUUGAACCCUUCAAAGUCAAGCAGAUGGAUUUUCUCUAACUUUUGCCCUGCCAGAUACUGAAACACACAGCUUGAUCUCCUGAAAGGUUUCUGUUAGUGGAUUGAAGUUGUGAAUUAGUUUACAGGCCACGGACAACAGAGGUGGUUUAUUGCAUUGGUUACUUUAUUCAUGUCUAACCACCCCCCCCCCACUUCAAACCAUAUAAUAGUGGUUGACAGUUUUUGUCUUUGUGUUCAAUAAAUCACAAACUGUA